Messenger RNA from Parastagonospora nodorum SN15, 1359 nucleotides. RefSeq lists its product as hypothetical. The coding region runs from base 1 to 1359 and encodes 452 amino acids. Gene Ontology annotation, cellular component: chromatin. Gene Ontology annotation, biological process: regulation of transcription by RNA polymerase II. NCBI's taxonomy places the organism in Eukaryota, Fungi, Ascomycota, Dothideomycetes, Pleosporales, Phaeosphaeriaceae. Gene Ontology annotation, molecular function: DNA-binding transcription factor activity, RNA polymerase II-specific; RNA polymerase II cis-regulatory region sequence-specific DNA binding. The record is from RefSeq and is a predicted model, not a curated record. The transcript is spliced from 2 exons.
AUGUGUGUGGGCACCUGCUCUAUCGAGUUGAUACUCGCCUUGGCGGCAAUUGGAGCUCAAUAUACGUUCGAGGGCGAAAAAGGCGUUGAACUCUUCACGGUGAGCAGGGCAAUCGCGACACAGCGCAUCAAGAGGAGGGAUGCCCGUCUCAUCAACCGACACCACAAUGAUGACCUUGGAGGAUCCAUAUACGACUUCGACAUGGGUGGGUCGGCACAAAGCCCACAGCCCACCCGCUCCGUCUCGGGACCGCUUGGUCUGCCUUCAGAAACGGAAGCUACAAGCAUGGGAGACGACCUCAUACAGACAGCACAGGCUUUGCUGCUACUCAUGGCUUUGUGUACUUGGGCAAAGCAUAAAGAGAUACUCAGAGAAGCGCUAGCCAUCCAGAGCGUUCUUGCAACAUUGAUCAGAGACGACGGUCUGCAGAGCGAGCCUUUCAAUGAAGAUAUGCCUUGGCUUGAUUGGGCUGAGUUCAAAGCGCCUACAGCAACUCUGUGGAAAGAAGCAAGAAAGAACCGCGCACCAGAAGUCUACUUUCAAGACGCUCUGAAACGCCUCUUCUCCAAGAACGGUCGGGAUGUUACACUGACCACCUCGUCAUCCGGCAACUAUGCACUCAUCCACGCCUUAAUACAGCAUGUCUUUUUCCUCCGCCAAGUCACCAGUUGCCGUUCUGACGGCCCAGGAGAUCUGAGUCAAGAAGACAUUGCAUCUGUGGAGACUGCUUUGCGGAACUGGCAGAUAGGAUGGCGUCGAAACCCCGAGUCCUCAGUCGAUCCAUGGAACGCAGACGGCCCUGUCGCUUUCAAUUCAACUGCUCUGCUCCGACUUGCUUACAUUAGGUUGUAUGUGGACACUGCGGGCAGAGCACUUGAGACGCGCGAUCCGGAGCUUAUUGCGAACGCAUUUCGGUCAGGACCAACAAUCAGGCGAUCCGCGAAGAUCACGAGAGCAGUGCUGCACUCAGCUCAUGCGCUUUCGAUACCAAUCAAAAUGGGCUAUCGCCUAGUGGCCAAGACACAGAGCUUCAUCUGGUCCAUUCAGCAUUCGCUUUGCACACUAGAAUGCGCAUAUCUCAUGAGCAAAUGGUUGGAGGCACUUUCGGCAGAUUAUCCAGACCCACCAGCAAGCGAGGAUGAGAGGAGAAUCGUUGCGAUAGUGAAAAGCAUGCUGGACGAGACGGAAUUCGCUUUGUCGCCCACUAUCUCCAUCGACUCUCCAAAUUAUACCAAACACCUCAGCGCAGGUAUGCUUCGGGUAUGGGCCAUGAUCUUCAAAGGGUCCCAAACCUGGGCAAUCGUCGAUGUGAUUGGAAGUGCGCUUAAUCUGUAUGCUGAUAUGUUGGUCUCUGGCUGA